AUGGCGUCUGAACAAUUAUCUCGCAGAGGAAACAUCACAACCGUCGAGAAAGACAAUGUCCCUCUAAGAACAACCCACUUCGAGCAUCGAGAAACCCACGAACUUGGACCAAACUUUCAGUCUCUCCCUCGCAACGAGAAUCAAACUUACCUUGAUCGUGGUGCACGUGUUCCUUUGAAUGCCAAUGUAUCAGAAAGUUACCUUGAUCGUGCAGGUGUUCCUUUGAAUGCAAAUGUAUCAGAAGAAGAGAAAAGGUUAACAACGGAAGAGAUAUCGAAGUAUAGAAACCAAGCUCAACAAAGUGCAUUGGAAGCGCUGUCAGAAGCACAAGAGAAAUACGAAAGAGCGAAACAAGCAACAAAUGAAACACUACGCAACACGACACAAGCAGCACAAGCAAAAGGUGCAACUGUUGAGAAAACACAACCAGGUUAUGAAGCGACAAGAGACACAGUUUCAAAUGCUGCAAGAACUGCUGCUGAGAAAGCAGCACAGGCUAAAAAUGCAACUUUUGAAAAGACACAACAAGGUUAUGAGGCAACAAGAGACACAGUUUCAAAUGCUGCAAAAACUGCGGCGGAGUAUGCUACUCCUGCAGCGGAGAAAGCCAAGUGUGUGGCUGUUCAGGCGAAAGAUGUUACUCUGGAAACAGGUAAGACAGCGGCGGAGAAAGCCAAGUGUGCCGCGGAAAUUGCUGCCAAAGUGGCGGUUGAUUUGAAGGAGAAGGCCACUGUGGCAGGGUGGACUGCGUCGCACUAUGCCACACAGUUGACAGUGGAUGGAACUAGGGCUGCUGCGAAUGCUGUUGAGGGAGCGGUUGGAUAUGUUGCACCUAAGGCUUCUGAGCUUGCAGCGAAAUCGGUGGAAACUGUUAAAGGUUUGGCUGCUUCUGCUGGUGAGACUGCUAAGGGGUUUACUGCUAGAAAGAAAGAAGAAUCAUGGCGUGAAUAUGAGGCUAAAAGAGCUUCUCAAAUUCAGGAAGGUGAAGAAAUCUUGCCAUCAAAUGUGAGCAACUAUACACAAAAAGUGACUCCAAGUGGAGAAAGAACUCAAGCACAAGGAACCAAUCUUCAAGAGAAGGUACAAGGAAAAGGAAGUGAUAUAUUAGGGGCUGUAACUGAAACUGUGAGUGACAUUGGAAGUAGCAUGAUUAAACCAAUAGAUAAUGCUGCUAAUACUAAAGUUAAGGAACAUGGUGGCACUACUAUUACUCAAAAGGGACAAGAUGCUGGUGGUGGUGUUUUGGAUGCUAUAGGUGAAACUAUAGCUGAGAUUGCACAUACAACUAAAGUCAUUGUUGUUGGUGAAGAUGAUGAAGUUGAAAAGUCAAUGCAGAAGAAUAUUGGGUCAGAUUCUCACUCUCUUGAUCGUGCCAAGCAGGAAGGAUAUAGAGCACCAAAGAAUAAUCUUUCUUGA
This is a messenger RNA of Lathyrus sativus (Indian pea), 1416 nucleotides long. NCBI's taxonomy places the organism in Eukaryota, Viridiplantae, Streptophyta, Magnoliopsida, Fabales, Fabaceae. The record is from the annotation of a GenBank genome assembly.